AUGGCUGAUGUGACACCAUCUUCACGUUUUAAAUCGGCUGAAGUUGGUGAAAACGUGACUUUGGACUGUUUCAAUGAAGAUGAGUCUACAAUGAUGCUAUACUGGUACAAACGGAUUCUUGGACAGACACCAAAGCUCAUGUGUAAGUUCUACAAGCAUGACAGCCCUGAUAAAAAUGGGUGCAAACUGAGUGAUGAAUUUAAGAAUGAUAUGCGCUUUAAACCGGAAAUUACCACAGGUAGAAAUCAUUUGAAGAUCUCAGACGUGCAAAUUUCAGACUCAGCAAAUUACUUCUGCAUAACAGGCUUUUUAUACACGUAUGAGUUUAUGGAGGGCAUCACUCUCCGUGUGAAAAGUUCAGGGUCUAACAUCCAGGCUGUGGUACAUCAGUCUGAGAGCAUCCAGCCAGGAGGCUCAGUGACUCUCAGCUGUACAGUUCACACUGGGACCUGUGAUGGAGAACACAGUGUUUACUGGGUCAAGAACUCUGAAGAACCUCAGCCAGGACUCAUUUACACCCACGGAGACAGAAACCAUCAGUGUGAGAGGAAACCCGACACACAGACACACACCUGUGUCUACAACUUGUCAAUGGAGAGACUGAACUGUUCUCAUGCUGGGACCUACUACUGUGCUGUCGCUGCAUGUGGACACAUUGUGUUUGGAGACGGGACCAAGCUGGAGUUUGAUGAUGAGGUGGACUGGCUGGUGGUUUUCUUGAGUGCAACUUCAGCAUUCACCACCCUGCUAGAUGAGCAGAAUGAAGACGACCCCUGCUACAUUGCUCACAGGGAGAUACAGAUAAACAGAUCCAGAGGACAGAGGGAUGAUACCUGGAGUGAAUGUGUGUACUUGAGUGUGAGGCAGUAGAGCUGGACA
Messenger RNA from Limanda limanda (common dab), 879 nucleotides. RefSeq lists its product as uncharacterized. Gene Ontology annotation, biological process: response to bacterium. The coding region runs from base 1 to 870 and encodes 289 amino acids. The record is from RefSeq and is a predicted model, not a curated record. NCBI's taxonomy places the organism in Eukaryota, Metazoa, Chordata, Actinopteri, Pleuronectiformes, Pleuronectidae. The transcript has 4 exons.